GACAUCACAUGAAGCAUGUGGAAAGAUCAAUCUGGCCUUCAUAUUGUGAACCAGAGAAUUUUACUGUUAUUGUCAAUUUUUACUCCAUUGAAAAGCCAACCUAACAUUUUGGUUAUUAUAUAUACGGUUCACAAAAGAGCUAAUAUUGUCUGUGGGGAUUAGCGAAGGCAAAGUUUUUCAUUAUUCUAUUGUAUGAGUGUAUUGGAGAUGUAAAUAUAUUUAAAUACUGAAUCGUGAAAACGGAUUGGAGUGGGAGUAAAGUUUCCAAUAAAUGCUUAACAAAAUGUGUUUUGGGAAAUAAUAAUAAACUGUUUUCAUGCUUUACAUCAGCAAGAAAUUAUGAAUACAUAUCGCCUACAUAUAUUACCAAACAAACAGCUAGGAUGUAAGAUGAAUGCAGAGACUUAUAUCUGAACGAAAGUGCAUAUAAGUUAACAAAAAUAAAAGUGUUAUGUAGAUUCGUAGAGCGUAAAGUUUACUUUAUUACUUACAUUUUUAGUGUAACUUAAAAGCAAAUUAAAUGUAGAUGAAAUAUCUUGCUUUAAUUGAAAUGGUGUCCAAUUUUGAAUGUGUUCUAUGAACUGAUUUACACGUGGAUUAUUGUGUCUGAUGCUGCAAUGUGAAUAAAGUGCUUAUUGAAGUGCAAGUACAAUUUGUCCAUGGAUUAAACUCAAUUAAAUGUUGUGUUUACUGUGGUGUACACUGAACAUGGAGUAGAGCACCAUGAAAUAGAUAUUGGAGUAUUUGUAUAGUUUCAUUUUUCAGUAACAGGUUCUUUAAACGCACCAAUGAUAUCGAUGGGAAAGUCGAUGAACCUGAACAAUCUGACGCCAGAGGAGGCUGAGCAGAUACUCAGAGUCAUCCAGAAGGACUUUGAGCUGCGCCAGAAAGAACGAGAAAGACUAAGUAAAAUCGAGGAAGAUGUCUUGGAGGAAGACCAGAAGACCGAGGUUCUGUCGAAGCAGCUUAAGUUCAAUGAGAACUGCUGCAUCCGCUGCUGUCAGACAUUUGGUUUGAUCUUCAAUCGACGCCAGCUGUGCCAAUCGUGUAAACUCUACGUAUGUAAAUCCUGCGCCAAGUACGAGGAUGGCAUAAAAGGAUACACGUGCAACGCCUGCAUAAAAGAGAGGGAGCUGAAGUUCAAGUCCCAGUCAUGGUUUUACACGGAUGUGAGCCGAAAGUAUCGAAGGUUCGGCAGCGCCAAGGUUGUGCGCACGCUGUACAAGCACACGGACGGAUCUGGACACACAAAGUUCCACUAUAGCGAUGGAGAGGAAGCAUUUCCAGAGGAAGAUCCAGAGCUCAUGUGGAACUUGCACAAGGUUGUGUUGGGGAAAGGGCGUUUGCUAUAUAAGACUGCUGGGAAAACUUGUCUUUAA
Dreissena polymorpha is the source of this 1379-nucleotide messenger RNA. Its product is annotated as rab effector MyRIP-like. NCBI's taxonomy places the organism in Eukaryota, Metazoa, Mollusca, Bivalvia, Myida, Dreissenidae. The transcript has 5 exons. The coding region runs from base 789 to 1379 and encodes 196 amino acids. Gene Ontology annotation, molecular function: actin binding; small GTPase binding; myosin binding. The record is from RefSeq and is a predicted model, not a curated record. Gene Ontology annotation, biological process: intracellular protein transport. Gene Ontology annotation, cellular component: cortical actin cytoskeleton.